AUGGAUCAUUUCCAAGCAGUGGAAGGACAAGGAAAUAAUUCUGCUAGUGUUGAUUUUCCUCAAAGCCAAGAGCUAUUUAGCGAUCAGGAACAUAGAGAAGAUGACAUCCCACAUCAAUCAGACAACUCAACCCACAAUGACAACAGUCAUUUGUUUCAGGAUGAGGUUGUUUCUGCACCCACAAGACCUAAACGAGCACAAAGAUGCAAAAAGUUGAAUCCCCCUGCACCUCAGAAUAACGACACUGAUGAGUCUUCAGACUAUGAGCUGCCACCAAGAAAGCUUACCUUACAAGAGAUUUUUGACAAUCACUUUAGAAAGAAAAAAAAGAAAAAGAAAAAAAAUAAGCAAAAGAGAAAAAAGCGACCUCCGAAAGAAAGAAUAAGUAAACCCUUCUACUCUGUUCCUUUGGAACAAAGGAAAAGAAGAUUGCUUCACUGUGGAAUUAGGUUUCCUUUUGCAUCAAAAAAACACUUGUCCUUGAAAUUGUGUUUUCAAUAUGAGCAAUAUAUUUUGGGUGGUUUUCUGGGUUAUGUAAAGGAUCUUAAAUAUGAGAACCAUUUGCAAAAAUCUCUAAAGAAUAUGGAGGCGGAUGAAGAACUAGAGAGUGAAAAGUUUGACACAAGGAAAUUCCAAUACCUGGAUGAUAAAGAACCUCUUUCACCUAUAUCUGACUAUGGAGAAAGCGAUCAGCAUGAAACUGAGUACUGUGAUGCAAAAAUUGUGGAAAACAGCCCCUUCAUUUUGAAAUGCAGAAUUCCCAGCAAAGAAGAAUGGAAAAUACAAGAGUCCCAAGCAGAUGACUAA
This is a messenger RNA of Nanorana parkeri, 807 nucleotides long. RefSeq names its product TATA-box binding protein associated factor, RNA polymerase I subunit D (gene TAF1D). Gene Ontology annotation, cellular component: nucleoplasm; RNA polymerase transcription factor SL1 complex; nucleus. Gene Ontology annotation, biological process: regulation of DNA-templated transcription. The record is from RefSeq and is a predicted model, not a curated record. NCBI's taxonomy places the organism in Eukaryota, Metazoa, Chordata, Amphibia, Anura, Dicroglossidae. Bases 1 to 807 code for a protein of 268 amino acids. The transcript has 5 exons.